AUGCCGGAGAAGCCGCUCACUGUCGCUACAUAUGCGGCCGGCGCAUCUCUGGCGGCCAUAACGCUGGUCUACGUCUUCGCCCCGACAUACUUCAUAGACAGCGAAUCCAACUCGGCGCGGAAGAAGGGCGUGGUUGGCCUACAAAACCCAGCCAACGACUGCUUCAUCAACUCGGUGUUGCAAGCACUUGCAGGCUUGACCGACCUGCGCGUCUACCUGAUCCGCGAAACACACCGAAGGCACAUUGACGAGCCCUGGGUCUACGAAGAAGCGGUAUCGGAUCCGAAUCGCAAGGACGCGCCCAAGUGGAAGCUCGAAGGACUGCAGACAGCCAUCGUUACCCAAGGCCUUAAGAGCAUCCUCGACGCCCUCAACGAGCGACCCAUUUAUAAGAAAACGAUAUCGGCCACCGGCUUCGUCAAGGUACUGGAGAUUGCCUUCAAGCAACGCAUCAGCCGCCAGCAGCAAGAUGCUCAAGAGUUUCUACAAGUCGUAGCCGAAAGGCUUUGCGACGAAUAUCAUGCCGGGAAGAGAGCAAGGCAGCACGCGCGGAGGAAAGGCGUGUCCACCAAACCGACCGACGGACCUGCGCCCAUAGACACCACCGCUGUAGACGAACGAUUAGCCAAUCUCGAUGUGAACAAGGACGUUGAUACGAGUGAAGAGUCGGACGAGACGGAAUCGCAAUUACCAAAACUCCACACACAGGCCGAGGGAGAAUUAGACAUCGACGACGAAGAUGGCUUUCCUAUGGAGGGCAAAUACGAAAGUCAGGUCGAGUGCCAGACCUGCCAUUUCAAGCCUAGGCCGACCGAGAGCACCUUCUGCACAUUGACAUUGAAUGUCCCACAACAAGGAAGCUCUACUUCGUUGAAUGCUUGUCUGGAUGGUCUGUUCAAAACCGAGUACAUCGACGAUUUCAAAUGUGAAAAAUGUCGUCUGAUUCAUGCGAAGGAAGCCCUCGAAGCCGACCUGGCUAAAAGCACGUCGGAAGACUUCAAAACUGUGACCAGGAACAGCAUCCAAGAGCUGCAGCAUGCAAUCGACACAGACCCCGAGCGGACGCCCGAAGAUGUAGUGCUGCCAGACUCGCGGUAUGCCCCCAAACGUAAGAUCGCACGGCAUACGCGCUUAACCAGCUUCCCGAAAGUAUUGGCCAUUCAUCUAUCGCGUUCUAUCUACGACUCUAGUAUGUCAACCAAGAACUCAGCAAAGGUGGCUUUCCCCGAGCAAUUACCCAUGGGUGGUCUUCGCAACCAAAAGAAAUACAAGCUGCUCGCAACGGUGACACAUAAGGGCAACCACCACAGUGGCCACUACGAGUCAUUCCGGCGGCAGAACGUAGCUUUGCCGUUCUCGACACCCAACGCUUUCCAGCAAUCGACUGCAUUCUCCAAGUCGGCACAACCGACCCCUGCUGCGUCACAGGCUGUUACCCCUCAGAUCCGUGCUAUCCACAGACCUGAAGUGGAAAGUCCAUCGGUCUCGACGCCAGAUCUUUUGUCUCCCACAUCAGUUUCUGGCUCGCCGAAUCCUUCUAUUGUAGACCUGCCUCAACCAUCCGCAGACAGUAUACCGAGAUCAGUGCCGAGCAUUAAUGGCCGCUCACCAUCUCGCACCCUAAAGAAGCGCGACUCGGACAUGAGCUUGAAGUCGGUAGCUGCGUCGGCAAAGUCUACAUUGUCCAGGAUAUCUCAGUCGGCAAGAGGCAGUCGUUCGGGCAGCCCUGCUGGCAAGCGCUCUACCAAUGGCACGGUGCACAACUCGAACGGCACGCCAGUUGUCCCGAUGGCCUCCGCGGCCAGUGCCAGUAAAACCAAGCGGAGGAAGCAGGUCGAGAAGUGGUGGCGUAUCAGUGACGAGAAGGCCAAAGAAGCCAAGACGAGUGAGGUCCUAGGAAUGCAGCGGGAGGUUUAUCUUCUGUUUUACGAGCUGGACGAACGUUCUGAGCCAGAACCGACCGACUCUUAG
Molecule: messenger RNA, 1971 nt
Organism: Truncatella angustata
Lineage: Eukaryota; Fungi; Ascomycota; Sordariomycetes; Amphisphaeriales; Sporocadaceae
Exons: 1
Coding region: 1-1971 (656 amino acids)
Biological process (GO): protein deubiquitination
Cellular component (GO): nucleus; cytosol
Molecular function (GO): cysteine-type deubiquitinase activity; cysteine-type endopeptidase activity
Source: RefSeq, a predicted model, not a curated record